AUGUACUUGGCGAAGUCUCUUCCAAUGAAGAGGGAGAGAGCAGAGGGAGAUGGGGAAGGAUCGAAGUUAUUCCAUCGCCUCGGAAGCAUUCGGAGUUCACUCAGGUUGGAUUCGGCGUCGUCAUCCUCGUCUCGGCGAAUGGGAGCCGAGAUGCUGGAUGCGGAGCGAGCACUUACCUCCCAUCUUGUUAUGCAAGAAACUCUUCGAGUUCAAGCACGGGAAGGAAAGGGAGAUCCCGAUCUCAUCCCGUGAUCCCAAUCCCUGAACGUGACCGUUGUGAUCAUCAUCGUGCCUAUCUGGCUAUUGCGUCUUCCACUGCCUGCCUCUGACAGUCCUUUCGUUUUCUGGCUGCCCUUCGUCACUCCAAUACUUUACUCUCCAUGUAUCAAUAAAUUCCGAUAUCGACUCCUGAAG
Messenger RNA from Darwinula stevensoni, 414 nucleotides. NCBI's taxonomy places the organism in Eukaryota, Metazoa, Arthropoda, Ostracoda, Podocopida, Darwinulidae. The record is from the annotation of a GenBank genome assembly.